Yamadazyma tenuis ATCC 10573 is the source of this 1350-nucleotide messenger RNA. The record is from RefSeq and is a predicted model, not a curated record. NCBI's taxonomy places the organism in Eukaryota, Fungi, Ascomycota, Pichiomycetes, Serinales, Debaryomycetaceae.
UUUGUUUUCCUUCACCUACACAAUUAGAACACAAAAGACGCGCACCAAUCUGAAAAACUUGUGAACCCACAACCCAACCGGAACCAUGUCCAACGAGGAAACUGCAAACCUUCAAGAAGAACUUGAUGCCGAGAACACUAUCAAGGAGGAAUACAAGUUAUGGAGAGAGAAUUGCAGAUUUAUGUACGAAUUUGUGAGUGAGACAGCUUUAAAAUGGCCCUCUAUCACUGUUCAAUGGUUACCUGGCCACCAUAAAGACGAUUCGAAUGGAUUGUACGAAUCCAGUCUUUUACUUGGAACACAUACUUCUGGGGAAGACAUUAACUUCCUCAAGGUAGCGUCUACCCAGUUGCCAAUAACGAAGACUGAGGAUAGUAAGGUGAACUCUAGAAUAAAAAUCACCAAGAAGUUCAAAAACAAUUCAGAAAUUAACAGAGCUAGAUACAUGUCACAAGACCCAAACACCGUGGCGACCAUCAAUGGUAUGGGUGAAGUGGAUAUCUACAAGCUUGACUCUCCGACAAAGGAAAGUGUCCACCACUUGACUCAUCACACAGAUAAUGGAUACGGAUUAUCUUGGAACACCUUCAAGAGAGGCUAUCUCGCUACUGGAGCUGAUGACAAAAAAGUACAGGUAAUUGAAAUAGCAGGCGAAAGAGUAACCACAAUCAUCAAGCUUGAAGAUCACAAUGAUAUCGUCAAUGAUGUCAAAUGGCACCCAUUCAAUGAGAAUUUACUUGGAUCGGUUUCGGAUGACAAACACUUCAAGAUUUUUGAUAUAAGAACAUCCAGCAAACCCGUAUUAGAGUUUUAUGGAGAUGAACUGAAAGGUAUCAAUACAUUGUCUUUCUCUCCAUUUUCGUCCAACCUUAUCAGUAUAGGCAAUGCCAGUUCUACCAUAAAUCUAUUAGAUUUCCGUCAAUUGUCUAGCGAAAAGGGUCAGUCAUCAGGUUUAUUGCACACGAUGAUGGGCCAUUCCGAUGCCAUUACUUCUAUAGAAUUUUCUCCUCACGUUGAUGGUAUAAUUGCUUCAGGGUCCCAAGACCGAAGAGAUGCUGAAGAUGGGUGUCCUGAGUUGUUCAUGAUGCAUGCGGGUCAUACAGGAGGUGUUACAGAUUUGAAUUGGUGCCCAUACAAAGAUUGGACUCUUGCUUCAGUUGCAGAUGACAAUAUAGUCCAUGUCUGGGAAAUCUCAAAAACAUUACUCAUCUCGGAAGCCACUGAGGAGGUGGAAAGUAACGAGCUUGAGUAAUGCCUUGAAGGGUUUCCUCAUUUGUACAGUAAAAAUGCAAUAAACAACUUUAGAAGUUAACCGGUCUCAAAAUGUAUUCUUGUGAGGCAAGUCGCGGU